GGAGAUAUUCAUGGAUUUCUGUUUUCCUUCCUCCCUCUCCCCCUGACCCUUCAGAUUUAUGAGGAAUCCAAGAUGAAUUUGGAGCAGGAGAGGCCAUUUGUCUGCAGUGCCCCCGGCUGCUCCCAGCGCUUCCCAACAGAGGACCAUCUGAUGAUUCAUAGGCACAAGCAUGAAAUGACUUUGAAGUUUCCCUCAAUAAAAACAGACAAUAUGUUAUCAGAUCAGACUCCGACCCCAACGAGAUUCCUGAAGAACUGUGAGGAGGUGGGGCUCUUCAGCGAGCUGGACUGCUCCCUGGAGCAUGAGUUCAGGAAGGCUCAAGAGGAGGAGAGCAGCAAGCGGAAUAUCUCGAUGCAUAACACCAUUGGUGGGGCCAUGGCGGGGCCUGGAGCUCACCAGCUUGGCAGCACCCGGAUGCCCAACCAUGACACCAGUGUUGUGAUUCAGCAGGCCAUGCCGUCACCCCAGUCCAGCUCUGUCAUCACACAGGCACCUUCCACCAACCGCCAGAUUGGGUAA
This is a messenger RNA of Hippopotamus amphibius kiboko, 519 nucleotides long. RefSeq names its product cyclic AMP-responsive element-binding protein 5-like. The record is from RefSeq and is a predicted model, not a curated record. Bases 73 to 519 code for a protein of 148 amino acids. NCBI's taxonomy places the organism in Eukaryota, Metazoa, Chordata, Mammalia, Artiodactyla, Hippopotamidae. The transcript has 4 exons. Gene Ontology annotation, biological process: regulation of transcription by RNA polymerase II. Gene Ontology annotation, molecular function: DNA-binding transcription factor activity, RNA polymerase II-specific; cAMP response element binding.